CUCACUCCCCCAGAAUCGUCCCCCCGUCUCAUAGCUCAAAUUCGCCCAGUAAUGGAGGAGGAAAACAAAACAAUGUUCAAAAUUUUCUCAACCCCCGAAAGAAAAUCCUGAUCCCUAAUUUCGAUCUCCGAUCCCUCCUUCAACCCUCGAACGAUGCAGAAGGCAGCUCAGGGCUGGUUCUCCGGCGGUCCGAGCAGCUCGACAUCCGUCGACGACGCCGGUGGAGGGUUCGACAUCGAGGCCGCCGUCAAGUCCGCCAACGACAAGGUCGCCGGCACCUUCAGCGUUGUUUCUAAGGGUAUGAAGGAACUGCCUGGGAGCUUCAAGACUGCUACUAGCACUGUUCCCUCUGGAAAGUCUCUUAUGUAUUUUGGCUUGCUUCUUGCCAGCGGUAUCUUCUUCAUUUUCAUUGCUUUUACAGUUUUCCUUCCUGCCAUGGUGUUGGUGCCCCAGAAAUUUGCUAUCUGUUUUACCCUCGGAUGUGCCAUGAUAGUUGGCUCAUUCUUCGCUCUUAAAGGUCCCAGGAAUCAGCUUGCCCACAUGCUUUCAAAAGAGAGAAUUCCUUUCACAUUAGUAUUCCUCGGAAGCAUGGUGGGUACCGUCUAUGUGUCCAUGGUUCUUCACAGUUAUAUUCUCUCUGUUGUUUUCUCUGGGCUUCAGGUUCUUGCUCUAGCAUAUUAUGCAAUUUCAUAUUUCCCUGGAGGUGCCGCUGGAUUGAAGUUUCUGUCGUCAACGACGACCUCCACAGUUCUGAGGUGCUUUGGGAGGUGAACCUUGCUGUGUAUAAAUGCUUUCUCCAACUUCACGGCCUGCGUUAAGAGAAUUUCAGCAGCAUAUACACUAGCAUUCUGAUCUUUAGCUGUCUUGGGUACUAACCUUGUGGAAUGUAAGGGUACUCUUGAGGAUCUUGGUCUCAAACUCUUGAGAUUGAAGUUGGUAUCAUUUUUUUACGCAUAAAAAGAUUUUUUUUUUUUCAAGAGCAACUUCAUUUCUUCUUGUAUUAUAUAGUAUAUAAUUAAAUGAUAUGUUUUGUUGGUCGAUACUUGAAGCAGUACU
This is a messenger RNA of Asparagus officinalis (garden asparagus), 1056 nucleotides long. Its product is annotated as protein transport protein SFT2-like. Gene Ontology annotation, cellular component: membrane. Bases 154 to 771 code for a protein of 205 amino acids. NCBI's taxonomy places the organism in Eukaryota, Viridiplantae, Streptophyta, Magnoliopsida, Asparagales, Asparagaceae. Gene Ontology annotation, biological process: vesicle-mediated transport. The record is from RefSeq and is a predicted model, not a curated record. The transcript has 4 exons.